Molecule: messenger RNA, 1038 nt
Organism: Penicillium salamii
Lineage: Eukaryota; Fungi; Ascomycota; Eurotiomycetes; Eurotiales; Aspergillaceae
Source: the annotation of a GenBank genome assembly
AUGGUUGCCCUAUCCAAGUUCGCUUUGGCUGCCGUUGGGUUCGCUCAUGGUGCAAGCGCAUGGGGCUCAUUAGGUCAUGCGACAGUGGCCUACGUUGCCCAGCAUUAUCUAUCCGAAGGCACGGCAUCAUGGGCAAAAGAGGUCCUCGAUGACUCCUCCAGCUCAUACCUGGCAAACAUUGCAUCCUGGGCAGACCAAUACCGUCUCACAGAUGCCGGCAAAUGGUCCGCCUCGCUUCAUUAUAUUGAUGCCGAGGAUGACCCACCAACAACAUGCAAUGUGGACUAUGCCCGCGACUGCGGCGACUCCGGCUGCUCGAUCUCAGCCAUCGCCAACUACACCCAGCGUGUGGGAGACGGACGACUCAGCCCCAACAACACAGCAGAAGCAUUGAAGUUCCUUGUCCAUUUCCUGGGCGAUAUCACACAGCCUUUACACGAUGAAGCUUACGAGGUCGGUGGGAAUGGAAUCGAGGUGACUUUCAAUGGAUACAGCGACAAUCUCCAUUCCGAUUGGGAUACGUACAUGCCUGAAAAGUUAGUUGGCGGCUACGCACUGGCAGAUGCGCAGUCGUGGGCUGAUUCCCUGGUCGAAGAAAUCACAUCAGGUGGUUAUGAGGCUGAGGCGCCGAGCUGGAUUAAGGGUGAUACUAUUGGUGAUGCUGUCACGUCGGCUAUGCGAUGGGCAUCAGAUGCCAACGCCUUUGUCUGUACUGUUGUGAUGCCUGGAGGAGCGUCUGCCUUGCAGGAAGGCGAUCUCUACCCGACUUAUUAUAAUUCUGCGAUCGGAACGAUUGAACUGCAGAUUGCGAAGGGGGGCUAUCGCUUGGCUAACUGGCUCAACAUGAUCUACAAUACCAAGAUUGCGAAGCGGGAUCUGGAGCGAUUUGUCCAGGAGAGCCGGAAUGAGGCACCUGCGCUGGACAUUCUGGGUCGCAACUUUCUCCCCGAGUCUCGCCCCUUGAGCCGGGCGAAAUUGGCCAGAGAGGCCAUGGAGGGUUCUUGUUGUAGCGCGGAGAAGCGAGGCCAUGUACACUAA